AUGAAUGGUCAAGAUAAGAUGCCAAUCCCUCUCUCAGAAGGGGGUAGCUCUGAGCUGAAACCUGAGUCGACAGAUAUCAAUAUUCAGUCUGGUACCGGUGGUGAUAUGAGCACUUCAAAUUUGGAUCAGUCAUCUGAAAGAAAAUACCGCUCACGAAGAGUAUGGACAAGUGCGGAGGAUGAGAAACUACGACUUCUCGUGUCCCACUGGGGAGACCAGUGUGGUAAAAAUGGUCACUGGGAUAAGAUCAGUUCAAAUUUUGAGGGUAGAAGCAAUAAGGAUUGUCGCAAGAGGUGGUUUCAUUCGUUAGAUCCAAAACUCAAGCGCGGUCGUUGGACCGAACAUGAAGACAAGGUACUGGUAGAAGCUUAUAAGAAAAUGGGCCCAGUAUGGCAUCGCAUUGCACAGUUGAUUCCUGGCCGAACUGAUGACCAGUGUUCAAAAAGAUAUAAUGAUGUUCUGGAUCCAAGGAUAUCGGAUAGACUACGACCAUGGUCAGCUGAAGAAGAUGCGAAGUUGCUAGAACUUGUUCAGAAACAUGGUACGAAAUGGAGAACUAUUUCAAAUGUUAUAGACGGUAGAACUGGUUUGACAUGUAGAAAUCGGUGGAGAAAACUGACUGCGCCUAGUGUACGAGCAAAUGCCAAAGCAAAGUCAAAAUCAAAGCUCGAUUCUCUUGCAGAAGGUCAUAAUGAGAGUCUUGAGAGUCUUGAAGAUGGCGCAGAGCAAGAUGCUCAACAGUUACAGAUGUUCUAUUCUUCGCGGCAGCAGCAGUCAGGUCUUGGAGACGGUGAUGACUCUGAUGUGAUUAUGUCUAAUGGAAGCAGCCCAGCAAGUUCCACAUCAGGAAACAGCAUCACAACUUCGAAUACAUCCCUAUCACUAAAUAACUCUAGCUCAGUUAUUCAACAGGCUCAACCCCAAGUAAACCAAGGGAACCCGUUUCAACAGCAGCAAGCCAACGGUCUACUUUAUCAAGAAAAUGGGCCUGACGGUAUACCUGGCCUGACUCAGAACAUAUCGCAGCCACCACAACGACUACCAGCUCUGCAAGCAUCUCUUAUUCAUGGGUUAUCUACACCCCAGUCACGACAGCAACAGCCUCAGCAGCAACACAUGUCACGACAACCAUUAAUACAGACCCAACAACAACAGCUACAGCAUCCACAACAAACUAUACCAAGUCAACCACCACAAAAUCAACAAGCUGCACAGUUUCGAUAUCAGAACAACAGUUCCAACAAUAUGCAACCGACUUCUGUAACCACUAGAUAUACUUAUACUCUUGGGGAUCAAGAUGUGGUGAAUGCUCCAUCCAUUCUUUAUCGUGAUCUAGAAGCUCUGGUAGAACUAGCUGCCAAGUCUGGCAGAGAGAUUGUCAUCCACCAACACAACCAUUAUCAUUACGGAACAACCCCUCAUAUGGCAGCUCCUACCAAAGACCAACAGCGAGUAUCUUACAACAACCAGCAGCCACCAGUAAAGCAGGAUCAACUUGUAAUACCACCGCAACAACCAAAACAUGCUCAACAAGCAGCUCAAGCGCCUGUGAUUACACCUCCUCCCCCAACAUCUACUCCAUUAGUGGAGACUUUACUUGGAGUUGGUCCUGGAGCUUCAACAACAUCAACUUCAAUUGGUCUGAGUAGCGGUACCACCCCGACUCCCUCUGCCACAACCCCUGGCACGUUUCUGGAUCUGUCUGUUAUGGAUAAUGACAACUUUAUCUUUGAUGAGGCAGACCUCGAUUUCGACCUGGACGAGUUCCACGGCAUUCCUUUCAAUCCUUCGUAA
Sugiyamaella lignohabitans is the source of this 1794-nucleotide messenger RNA. It is a transcript of the gene BAS1, whose product is annotated as Bas1p. NCBI's taxonomy places the organism in Eukaryota, Fungi, Ascomycota, Dipodascomycetes, Dipodascales, Trichomonascaceae. The record is from RefSeq and is a predicted model, not a curated record. Bases 1 to 1794 code for a protein of 597 amino acids. The transcript has a single exon.